AGCCGCCCUCCGUCGCAGUUGCACGCGCCCGCGAGUGCACCAGUGCCCUCUCCAAAAACAUCCGACCUUCAAUCCGAAAGAACGAGACAACUAUAUACAGGUGGUGAAACGAAGCAUGUGAAGUAGUGCACUCGCACGCCGCUCAUGCGCUACGAGCAACGGACAUGGCUUCCCAGAGAUAGUGUCAGGUGGUGACUGUGGGAGCGCGUGUAGCGGCGGCAUGCGCGUGCUGGUUGCGGCGCUCGCAGCGCUGCUGGCGCGCGCGCUGGCCAGCCCCCACGAGCACCGCGCGAGGCACCACGCGCCCGAGCACGCGCCGCACUUCCCCGCCCCCGCGCCGCCCCAACCCUACCGCGGCCACGGCGAGGCCGUGCGGUACAACCCCGAGCUCGACACCAUCCUCCCGCGCCAGGACGACCACGAGACCUCGUCCAAGCGCGCCAAGUUCGACGACGAGUCCUCCUCCAAGCGAGCCAGCGAAGAACGCUUCUACUCCAACCAUGAGAGGAUCGAGGAACUCAUGGCGGACGAGCCCCAACUCGGCCCCGAAGCCGAUGACCUAAUAGUACGCACGAGAAAAGGACGAGUGAGAGGCAUCACUCUCACAGCAGCGACUGGAAAACAAGUAGACGCAUGGUUUGGCAUCCCUUACGCUCAAAAACCCCUCGGAGAUCUCAGAUUUAGACACCCGCGACCGGUAGAAAACUGGGGCGAUGAAAUCCUUAAUACGACGACACUGCCACACUCAUGCGUUCAAAUUGUAGAUACCGUGUUCGGUGACUUUCCUGGCGCAAUGAUGUGGAAUCCCAAUACGGAUAUGCAGGAGGACUGCUUGUACAUAAAUAUCGUUACACCAAAACCACGUCCCAAAAAUGCGGCAGUCAUGCUAUGGGUGUUUGGUGGUGGUUUCUAUUCUGGAACUGCUACAUUGGACGUAUAUGAUCCUAAAAUCCUUGUAUCUGAAGAAAAUAUUGUGUAUGUAUCGAUGCAGUAUAGAGUGGCUUCACUCGGCUUCCUAUUUUUCGAUACUGCAGACGUUCCCGGGAAUGCUGGAUUAUUUGACCAACUAAUGGCUUUACACUGGGUUAGAGACAAUAUUGGUUAUUUUGGUGGAAACCCUCAUAAUAUUACACUUUUCGGAGAAUCUGCUGGUGCUGUGUCCGUUUCUUUACACUUGUUAUCACCUCUUUCUAGAAAUUUAUUUUCCCAGGCUAUAAUGCAAUCUGGAGCUGCUACUGCUCCCUGGGCCAUCAUUUCGAGGGAGGAGAGUAUUCUGCGUGGCAUACGUUUGGCUGAAGCAGUUCACUGUCCGAAUUCUAGAUCAGAUAUGGGACCUAUGAUUGACUGCUUAAGAAAAAAGAGUGCCGACGAAUUAGUUAAUAACGAGUGGGGAACACUUGGCAUUUGUGAAUUUCCAUUUGUACCCAUCAUUGAUGGCUCAUUUUUGGAUGAAAUGCCCCGAAAAUCCUUAGUACAUCAAAACUUUAAAAAGACAAACAUUCUAAUGGGAUCAAACACAGAGGAAGGUUAUUACUUCAUCCUUUAUUAUCUCACUGAACUAUUUCCGAAAGAAGAAAAUGUUGGAAUAACUCGAGAGCAGUUUCUUCAGGCUGUAAGGGAGUUAAAUCCUUACGUGAAUGAUGUAGGCAGGCAAGCUAUUGUGUUUGAAUAUACGGACUGGCUUAAUACAGAAGAUCCAAUAAAAAAUAGAAAUGCUUUAGACAAAAUGGUUGGCGAUUACCACUUCACUUGCGGUGUCAAUGAAUUCGCACAUCGUUAUGCUGAAACUGGGAACAACGUUUACACUUAUUACUACAAACAUCGUAGUAAGAAUAAUCCUUGGCCAUCUUGGACUGGAGUGAUGCACGCGGAUGAAAUUAACUAUGUGUUUGGUGAGCCCCUUAAUCCAGGAAAGAAUUAUUCACCAGAAGAAGUCGAAUUCAGCAAACGUUUAAUGAGAUAUUGGGCCAAUUUUGCGAGAUCAGGGAAUCCAUCCCUAAACGCUAAUGGCGAAAUGACGAAGGUCCAUUGGCCUGUUCACACAGCAUUUGGGCGAGAAUAUCUCUCACUCGCUGUGAACUCGAGUGCGGUGGGACACGGCCUUCGUGUCAAGCAAUGCGCCUUCUGGCAGAAGUACCUGCCCCAACUAAUGAUGGCUACUAGUAAACCAGAGCCUCCAAAGAAUUGUACGAACUCUGCAACACCAUCAUAUCGACCGACGCAUGUUGCGGUCUAUUUGGGACUUACGCUUGUAGCAACUGCAAGGCUAGCCCCGUUAAAAUUAAAAAUAUGAAUGAUUCAUUUAGGGAUAAUGAUGAUAUUUAGCUUUUUGAUGUUGGUUUAUUCCGUUCGCUUUUCAAUGCUCCACUGAUGAGAUUAUAUUAUGUAGUGAUUGGUGGAGAGAUUAUUUGUGAUUAUUAUGGCCCACUGUUGGUACAUUUAAUUGUUAAUAUCGACGGCUUAGAGUGAAAACCUGUAAGUGUAAAAGAAGUAACUUUUCAGGAGGAAGAAAAAACUGCCUGCUGUA
Maniola jurtina (meadow brown) is the source of this 2527-nucleotide messenger RNA. RefSeq names its product acetylcholinesterase-like (gene ace1). Bases 221 to 2293 code for a protein of 690 amino acids. NCBI's taxonomy places the organism in Eukaryota, Metazoa, Arthropoda, Insecta, Lepidoptera, Nymphalidae. Gene Ontology annotation, molecular function: acetylcholinesterase activity. Gene Ontology annotation, biological process: acetylcholine catabolic process; choline metabolic process. The record is from RefSeq and is a predicted model, not a curated record. Gene Ontology annotation, cellular component: plasma membrane. The transcript has 5 exons.